This is a messenger RNA of Sphaeroforma arctica JP610, 1210 nucleotides long. RefSeq lists its product as hypothetical. The record is from RefSeq and is a predicted model, not a curated record. The coding region runs from base 129 to 953 and encodes 274 amino acids. Gene Ontology annotation, biological process: lipid homeostasis. Gene Ontology annotation, cellular component: membrane. The transcript is spliced from 3 exons. Lineage: Eukaryota; Ichthyosporea; Ichthyophonida.
AUUUAUAACGUAAAUUGAAACAUAAUAGCACAUAUUUAACAUAUUAAUAUUUACGUCAGGAAGAAGUUGGUGCUAUACUAACGGAUGUUAGAUCUGGCCGUAUAAACACACGCAUUGUGCAUAGAACGAUGGUCGGUGGAGGCUAUCUAUACGCUGACAUACCAUCUGAAGGUUUUGUUUUUCCGUCAGAUGCAGUGUAUAGCGCCGCAGUGGUGGCGUUCUUGUCGUAUGUCUACAUUCUGGGUCUACAAAGCGUUCCAAAGACAACCAAGCCACAUAUCCACAAGGACAAGCUGUUUGCUCACGCCUGGGCCAACGAGGUGGCAUCGCUCGUGAACAGCGUCAUCCUAGCUGUGUGGUCGAUAGCCCUGUUUGUGUGCAGCUACACGCACCCCACCUUCACCAAGGCCUAUACCCGGUCCAUGGUGGUGUGGUUUGCGGCGUACAACGUGUAUGAUAUCAUCGGGUGUAGUAUGUACCAUGCCAGUCUGUUCAGAGAGAGCCCUACCCUUGUGCUGCAUCAUGCGGUGGUGCUGAGUGGGCUGGUAUACUCUCUGCACAACACCUACUUUCUAUGGCACAUGGUGCUGGCGACACUGUGCGAGGCGAAUAGCGUCGUUCUACACAUCAAGUGCUUGGUGCGCAUGCGUGCUUCCCGGGCCACCACCGCCGCACCCCCCACACUCUUGGGCUACGACUUGCGCACCCACGUGCUGGAUCCACUCAUGUACAUCACACACGUGGUGUUCAGAUUUGAUACCAGCUUUUGGCUGUGGUGGAGCAGUAUACCACUUGGGGAGCGCGACCGGCACUUUGAUACCAGUGCCUGUCCGUGGUUUCCGAUGGCGACUUUGUAUCUGGCACUCAAUGUACUGACGUCGUACUACAUGGUCAGGGGUGUACUCAGGAGGAAAGACCGGGCUAAAGAGAAAGAGCCGAAGAAGGUCGAAUAAUCGUACGCAGACACAGGCAAGCAUAGCUUCAGCGUACACGACGUGGGUGUAUGCAUUGGGUCAGUGUUUACAAGCCCCCACUCAUUAGUGUUGUACCUACAUCUCCAUGAAGUAUAGGUUACUAUCAGUGGCGCGUAGAUGUACAAGAAGUAGUAUGCAAGAGUAUGUUGUGCACGGGCGAGCACACACGGACUCGGAUUCACAUUCGCAAGGCGUAUAGAUAGCGGAGAAUAAUAAACUAAUCAUUAGAAAUAGCA